Molecule: messenger RNA, 3635 nt
Organism: Crotalus tigris (Tiger rattlesnake)
Lineage: Eukaryota; Metazoa; Chordata; Lepidosauria; Squamata; Viperidae
Gene: MTF1
Product: metal regulatory transcription factor 1
Exons: 11
Coding region: 196-2070 (624 amino acids)
Biological process (GO): central nervous system development; positive regulation of transcription by RNA polymerase II
Cellular component (GO): nucleus
Molecular function (GO): RNA polymerase II cis-regulatory region sequence-specific DNA binding; DNA-binding transcription activator activity, RNA polymerase II-specific
Source: RefSeq, a predicted model, not a curated record
GCUGUCCCGAGGCCGGAAGCGGAACCGCGGAGGGCUGCGGCGACCCUGGUGGCGGGGUAGAGCGGAGAGAACGGCGGUGGCGGAGGACGAGCCAGCAUCAUGGCGCCGGGCCGGGCCGGGCCUGACCCGGCGCUGAGGGCACCGGGCAAUCCGCCCCGUCUUCCUCCCGUGGCCGUCCCCGAACUCCACUGAGCCAUGGGGGAGAACAGCCCGCGGAAUGUCAUCUACUACGAGGUGGAGGAAGACGACCUGGCUGGAGAGGACAAACUGAUGAGGUUCGAUGACCAGAAUGGCCUGGCCUCGCCUUCCUCCCGGACAAUCUACGACAGGACGACCGUCCUCAUUGAGCACGACCAGGAGCCGUUGGAGGAGGAGGAGGAGGAGGAGGAAGAAGAAGAAGAGGAAGGGCAAGGCGGGCAUCUCCUGCCUUUCUUACACGACGAUAGAUUUCAUUUGAUGGCCGAUCCUGAAGGCAUGUCCCAGGGCUACGUGCAGCACAUUAUUUCGCCAGAUCAGAUCCAUUUGACCAUCCAUCCUGGAUCCACUCCCAUGCCCCGGAACAUUGAGGGGGCCACCCUCACUCUGCAGUCAGAGUGCCCUGAAACCAAGCUUAAAGAAGUGAAGCGCUACCAGUGCACAUUUGAGGGCUGCCCUCGUACCUACAGCACUGCGGGCAACCUGCGCACCCACCAGAAGACCCACCGCGGGGAAUACACCUUUGUGUGCAAUCAGGAGGGCUGUGGGAAGGCCUUUCUGACAUCCUACAGCCUGAAAAUCCAUGUCCGGGUGCACACCAAGGAGAAGCCCUUUGAGUGUGAUGUUCAAGGUUGUGAAAAAGCCUUCAAUACACUGUACAGGUUAAAAGCCCAUCAGAGGCUUCACACGGGGAAAACAUUUAACUGUGAAUCAGAAGGUUGCAGCAAGUACUUUACCACCCUCAGCGAUCUGCGGAAACACAUUCGGACUCACACUGGAGAGAAGCCAUUCAGAUGUGGCCAUGAUGGCUGUGGGAAAGCCUUCGCAGUUAGUCAUCAUCUGAAGACACAUGUCAGGACACACACUGGUGAAAGACCUUUCUUUUGUCCCAGCAAUGGGUGUGAAAAGGCCUUUAGCACGCAAUAUAGCCUCAAAAGUCACAUGAAAGGACACGAAAAAGGAUCCUCAUACACUUUAUUCUCCAACAACAACCUCUCCGAGGAUACACACCACUCAUUCUGCCUGAGCGACUUAAGCCUUAUGUCCACAGAUUCAGAACUGCGGGAUAAUUCAGAUCCAGCACAUGGACCAGACCUGAGUACAAUCUCACCAGCAAGCAUCUUCGAGUCCAUGUUCCAGAGCCCGGAGCUUCCUCCAAAUCAGGAAGAUUCUCAGCACACAGAUGCCUUGAUGGGAGAUUUUGAUACCAAGCCAGUUCUAGCAGCCCAGCCAGCACCAGGAGAGACUGUGCCCUUAUCUCUGCCGCUUGUUCUCCAGCUUGGCAUCUCUGAGCCUUCCCCCCAAGCACUGCCUCCUGCCUCUGCGGGUGCCCAGCCAGCAGCGUACAGCACCCCUGCCGUUCUCCUGCAGCCUCCAGAAGUGCCUCCUUUGAACAGCACGCUUUUGGCAGCCAAUCCCCAGGGCUUCCUGCACCACCUGCAGCGCUCUGCGCAGCCCGUGGGGGCUGGGCUUCCUGGGGUCUCGGAGGUCCCCUCUGGGCCAGCAGCGGGUGCCCCUGAGGUCCUGCCCGGCAGAGUUCAGACUGCGCCCGUGGGAGGAAAGCCUGCACCGCCCAGCAAUCCCAGGGUUACCAUCGCCCCCUCCCAAAACCCAGCCAUUUUUCAGUCCGGCAUCAUCAUGGGAGAACAAAACCUCCAGUGGAUUUUAAAUGGCGCCACCGGGACGCUGCAGAGCCAAGAGCAAAUGCCACAGGCUCCUGUUGUAGAGAAGGUCUUCUUCACAACUGCUCUCCCUGUAGCUGGCAGUGCAGGGAGUCCCGUGCAGCAGAUUGGCCUGAGCGUGCCUGUGAUCAUCAUCAAGCAGGAAGAGGUGUGCCAGUGCCAGUGCGCCUGCCGAGACACGAGCAAGGAUUAAGCUGGCAGCAAAGACUCUCCCUCCCUCGUCUCCAAGACCUCGGGGAACCCCCCGGCCCCGGAGCCACAGGGCUUGCCCAGGACGGUGCCCAGUACAUCCGCUGCUGCUGCCGCCGCCGCUGCUGCUGGCUGUUCGUCCGCGUUGCCUCCUGCUGGCCAGCAGACUACCCUCCUGGGACACCUGCCCGGCCCCCCAAAGCAGUCCCUAAGUGCCAUGGAGGCCUCCCGCUUUCUUUCCCUCCAGAGCCUGGAGACGGCCUCUCCUCUCGUUCCCCUUGAGCCACUCUCGCAAGGGGAGGAGGGACUUGCCUUGGGCAGCAGCUUUCCUUAGCGAAGCCCUGGAGAGCAACAGCUGAGAUGGAGGAGGGCCAGCUGCCCCGGAGAGUGUGACGGGAUCCCCUUUUCCCCAAGAGGAGACGCAGCCCCGCCGGCUCUGCUCAAUGUGAGCCUAGGAAUCGGUCACUUGGGCAGGCGGGCUGCGCCUGGCUUUCAAGGAGGGUGGAGUGGAGUACUUCUAGGCUUCUAGGGGCUGGUUCGGGGUAGGUGCCCUGUAAGUAGGGAGGGGAAAGAAGUCAACGUUGGUGUGAUAACGGAGACAGUCGGGGGGGGGGGACCUCUCCCUAGCAGCAGAAGGAAAGAGGAGUGGGGAUGCCCUCGCGGCUUCGUCUUGUUUGCUAGCUAUAGAAAGCAAGCAGCGGGCGUCACGAUCAGACUUUGCACAUGAGCACAAGGGCUGCUGGCUCUUUCAUCUUACCUUUCUGCCCUUCUUGGCAACCAAGUGCACUGCCUGGGUGUUUACAUGAAUUCAGGGGCUAAAAGGAUUUGCACUGUUCAGCUUUAUCAGAAUGACUCUCUCGGCACAGAGCAGCUCUUGCCUAGAAAACGUUUCUCUCCGAUUGGCUGGCUUUAGGGGGCUCAGAGAGGCGCUCGGGGGUCUCGCUGUCGGUCCAGUGGAGACCGGGGAGCAAUCCAGCUUGGUCUGGCAAAGCAGACUCCCCUUCCUUCAGCGGACAAUUGGGGUGCAGUGAGACAGCUGACCUGCCCCACAGGGGAAGGGGGCCUUUUCUCUCUUAACUUAACUCAGGGUAAAAUCCCAGCAUAGAAUGCCUGGAAGGUUUUGGGAAGACUCCUUUCUAAAGUUUUGUACAACGUUUUUAUUUUGUCACAUCCACUGUGCUUGGAUUUUUCUAGUAAUCCUCUUGUUCCUAGGACAAGCGAUCGUUGCUUAGGAUGCCUGUCCAAGAGCUUUUUCUCAAGCUGAGAGGCAGGCAGGAUGGCCAAAAAGCAAAGGUGGAGGAAGUGGAGGUGACUGCAAGGCCCCUUGCAGGUUCCCAGCGCUGCUGCAGGAGAGGGACUGGGUAGCUGGUUGCUGUUCCUCUGUGAGUAUCUGCAGUCCAUGGGCAUUUCUCAUGCUCCGCUUCCUCCUAAGUUAAACACAGACAAGAACCUCCUGAAUCUUCCCAUGUGCCUGUGAGGCUUGUGUAGUUAAGGUGCUUCUUGUUGACUUUGCAGAACUACUCUACUCUCAGUUGGGGUGGGGUUUAGACUAGCGCAGUGUUUCUCAAC